AUGUCGUCCACGCCCGAAACUGAAGAAGCGACAUCCUACCUCACCUCUCUCCUCAACCGUACUCUGCACAUACAUACGAACGAUGGGCGCAUGUUCGUCGGACAAAUGAAAUGUACCGACAACGAGCGCAACAUUAUCCUCGCCGUGACGCACGAGUACCGCGAGCCAUCGGAGCAGGAUGUCGAGAGAGCGAUGAGGCGGCAUGAGAAAGAAGGGGCCACGGGAAACUUCAAUGUGGACAUGAAGAAGAGGUUUGUGGGAUUGGUGGUUGUGCCGGGACGGUUUAUUACGAAGAUUGAGGUGGAGGGGUAUACUUGA
Molecule: messenger RNA, 318 nt
Organism: Fulvia fulva
Lineage: Eukaryota; Fungi; Ascomycota; Dothideomycetes; Mycosphaerellales; Mycosphaerellaceae
Product: Small nuclear ribonucleoprotein-associated protein B
Exons: 1
Coding region: 1-318 (105 amino acids)
Cellular component (GO): NatC complex
Source: RefSeq, a predicted model, not a curated record